CUCGCUGCUCUCCUGUCUGGGAAGGGUGUGUGUGUGUGUUUAAUCCACCUGGAUGACAACGGCUCUUGGGUUGUACGUUUAUUUCUUUCAUUUGACCAAAGAACACGAGCUUAGUGUUGGAGGAAGAAGAGUAUAAAUGAGAGCUGAGUGUCAGAGCGGUUGUUGUUGAUGCUGUUUUGUGGGAAUGUUAAAGUCACACUCGGAGUUUCGGACUUGGAAACGCGUUUGUUCAUUUCCUGUUGCUGAACGCGGGGAACAACACACUCUCCCUCCUCCCUGAAAGUUCAGUUUGGGAUGCCAAAUAGCAUUUGAUUCAGUGUGUGAAGAUGAGUGUGACCUCAUGGUUUCUGGUGAGCAGCUCAGGCACACGUCACCGUUUGCCUCGAGAGAUGAUCUUCGUUGGCCGGGAGGACUGCGAGCUGAUGCUGCAGUCUCGUAGUGUGGACAAGCAGCAUGCUGUAAUCAACUACGACCCGACCACAGACGAGCACCUUGUUAAAGACCUGGGCAGUCUUAACGGGACAUUUGUGAACGAUCUUCGCAUUCCUGACCAGACCUACAUCACCCUGAAGCUCUCGGACGUUGUUCGCUUUGGAUAUGAUUCUCAUGUUUAUAUCAUGGAGCGAAGUCAACACAAAGUCCCAGAGGAGGCUCUUAAGCAUGAGAAGUACACGAGUCAGCUGCAGGUGGGCGUAAAUCCUCUGGAGCUCGGGAAGGCCGAGCAGGCAGACGAGAAGAACAGCACUGCAGACCUGCAGCAUUCCAGACACGACAAGAGCGAGCGCAAAUCCAAUAUCGGUACCAUCAACUGCCCUAACGAGCCACCGGUCUUCAAGCCCACUCCUUUAUACGGCCAGCCCUCUUGGUGGGGUGAAGACGAAGAUCACAAGGGUGAACACUGUGAAUCAGGCAGCAAUCACAGUAAUGCAGAAAAACAGAAGGAAGGCUCCAAACAAGAGGCUAAUGGACCCCCCUCUGAACAACAUGGAAAGACCAUUUACUCCAAUCGAAGGGAUGCAAACUACUUUGAAAUUACCACCAAGGAAUUGCUAUCAAGGCCUAAAACUACCGAGCAAGAGGUCCAGGUGAUCCCAACAAAAGACACAGUCAAUAAAGUGCCAUCAACACCCCCUGUAGUGCAGAGCCAUGCCUCCUUCACCAUUGAGUUUGAUGAUGGCACUCCCGGAAAGAUUAAAAUCAAAGACCACGUCACGAAAUUCUCCUUCCGUCAACGCAAGCACCCCAGCAAAGAGUCACUUGGUGCUCCAACAGAGGUGAUGUCAUCAGAGAGCAAGGUGGCUGAUUGGCUGGUGCAGACUGACACAAGCAUGAUAAGUAGACAUUUUCAAUCAGAUGAUCUUUACACCACCAAGAGUGACCUUUCCAUGAACAAAAACACUCUGAAAGAUGGACACCAGCAUGAGGAUGGAACACAAAGCAACUCUGAAGAUCCUGUCUCAAAUUCUCCGGACGUCUCAAGAGAGCCACCUCUUCAGCAUCUUUUCACUCCUCCAGAGAAAGAGGAACCUCCCAUGACCUCUACACCACGCUGUCAAACUCAACCUAAAAAGGACCCCAAACAAGCUUUUGUCAUCAAUUUACUUGAUGAUGACGUUCCCAGGGGUCGAUCUCACUCCUUUACCAACAACAUGUCUCCAGCAGAAUCCCAUGCCGCUCUUAAAAGAAGAACAGAGAAGACAAAGGGAGCUGCCCAAUCUGGAGAGAGUUUAAGCUCCUCAGCUGUGCAGAACACACCCACUCAGCGGUUUACUGUACCUCUUAAAGGUUCUGAAGGUUCUCAGAGAGGUGGAAUGCUGAGAAGAGAGAAGAGUGAUAUUCUAGGCAGUACUUCGAACUUUUCUUCUCGCUCAGCUUCCUCAAAACCAUUUGCAAGCGUGGGGCGCAAAUCCAGAAUGGCAUUGGAUUUUAUGAGCGAGUUUCUCAAGGUAUCAAAAUCCAGUUCCACUGUGAAGUCUGGGAAAUCUUCAUCCUCUACGCACUCAAAGGCUUCCAACAUGGUUUCAGUGAGAGCAGAUAAUUCUACCCAGUCUCAACCCUCAGCCAUGGAUCAGACUUAUGUUUUAUCAUCUUCCCAACAUUUAGAACCUUCCGAAACCUUACUUCCACCCACAUCUACCAAUUGCACAGUUGGAAAGACCCCUAAGGGUUCCAGGCAAGAAGAGGAGGACACCUUGAGUGAUACUGGCACCUACACCGUUGACACAGAGGGACCCAAUAAAGAGGUGGAGGAGGCACGUAACAUGAUUGAUCAGGUGUUUGGUGUUCUUGAGUGCCCUGAGCCAUCAGCAGAAACAGUGUUUAGGUCUGUAGAGGGUGACAGAGAGGCCCAGGAUAGCCUUCCACUUAGUAAGAAUAGUCCUGGCCCUACUCUGGGUCAUAACCCAGGCUGUAGUGACCCGGCCUUGGGUCCAGCACAGGAAAGGUCAAUGAUAUUGACUACUGGGGACAGUAAAUGGGUUUCACGGUGGGCCAGUUUGGCUGACAGCUAUUCUGUCUCGGGUCCAAUUUCAGGACAAGUUGACAUUUCUACACAGAUGGAUCUUUCAGCUGUCGUUCCUCGGUCUGUGCAUACCCGAGCCAACGAGAGCAUGGGGGCAGAGGACAGCCAGACUUUCAGAGCACAACGAUUUCUACCUCAGUUGCGCCCAAGAGAGGAGGGGCAAAUGCAAGCACCUAGUGUUCAUGUACAUUCAGCUUCUAACCUGACUUACGACAAUGUGGAGAGGAACCUACAAAGUUCUUCGCGAAAAGAUCCUCAGAAACUGUAUGUCACAGAUGAUCUUGAUCCAGACAGUCUGAGUGAUGCUAGCAAAUCAGAUGAUGGCUCCAUCAUAGACCAGGUUAGAAAAAGUAGCGCUGGAAAAACAGGAAAGAAUUGGUCAGAGGUUAAAGCUGAGGCAUCUAAACAAGAUCUAUUGGCAAAUCAAAAUGUGAAGGAUCAAGAUACUACCACAAAGUUCUCUACAGCUACUAUAACUAGACAGUAUGGCAGUCGCCAGUCUGGUGAUUUCAGCGUUUCCACCUCUGGCAAGGAUGCUUUAACAAGCAUGGAAAAUGCUGUGCCACUCAUCAGACAAGAGAGUUUUACCAAGCAUCGGUCCAGCGAUGACAUUCACUUUAUGAAAUUGCCCCAUAUUUCAAGUCCAGAAUGUAUCAAUGAUACAAAUGCAUUCAAAGGUGUGUGCAGCCAAGAUACUCAGUCUUACCUUAAAGACACAGAGAAUGCGCUCGCUGUUUUAGAGACCAAACUUCAAAUGCAGAAGCACAGUGGCCCUGCAUGCCCUCUGGAGGACUCGCUGUCUGGAGAAUCAGAUGUAGACACGUCUAGUACAGUCAGCCAGCCUAGUGGUCAGAAUUCUGACGUAUCUGCCGCCAAAAAGCCAGUGAUUCUCAGUCACCUGCUAAAGGGGAGAAAACCUGCUAGUCAGCAUGCUCAAGAGCAGAACACGUCUGGCCAUCCUCAGUCUGGGAAGUGUAGGCUCAGUUCAAGAGACAAUAAUUAUAAGGAAUCAGGUAAGACCUCUCAGAGCUCCACUUUGCAUCAGUCGUCUGAUGCUGUUUCAGACCAGGAGUCUAGCUCUCAACCAGUUCAUAGAAAGUACACCAUCCCCCUUCGGAAUGAAAGCUCUAGGAGAUCUCUCAAAGGGACAGUGAGCCAAGUGCUAGCUCGCUCUGGCAGUCUUUCUGCACCGAAACCUACAAGAACAUCCAUGCUCCGCCGUACCCGCCUGGGUGACAGCUCUGACAAAGAUAGUACAGAGACUGACCGCACCUCUCAGAACUCUGAUGCCACUUCUUCUUCCACUAGAACUCAGGAGAGCAAGAGGCUUUCUCGGCUAGACAUAUUGGCUCUCCCGAGAAGGAGAACCAGCUCUUUCACUACACCCAGCGACUCGGAGUCCUCGGCUGGUAGAACUGGCUUUUCCAACCGCUCAGAGGCCGAGCCUGCUUACUCGGCACGUAAAGCUUCGGUACCUGACAUCAAGAAUGGUACACAGAGAGGUUCUGAGACUACGGGCAGGCAACCAAUCAUCCGUGGGCGGUCCAGCAGUGCAAAAUAUGCCAGCAGUACAGCCAGCUCCAGGAGACGUCAGAAGGGCUCAGACUACGCCUCCACUUCAGAGGAAGAGUAUGAAUCUAACCAUAGCAUUGCUAAAAAUAAACGAUCCCACCAUUCAGGAGCCUUGCACAGCUCUCGAACACAGACUCCUAACCAGGUUCGCCCACCAUCAAGAAGCAGGGAAUCUGAAGGAGAAGGACAUGAGAGCGACAACUUCCAGAACUGGACAACUCAUAGUGCAGAGAUUGCCAGGCUGAGUCAGGACCUGGCUAAAGACUUGGCCAUACUGGCGCAGGAAAUUCAUAAUGUUGCUGGCGAUGGUGAAACUCAGAAUACUGCAUCUGCUGAUGCUGUGGAGCCUGUUUCAGCUGGCAAGGAGUUACGGCAGCAGAUUCCUGACCCCAGCAUAAACUACUCUAAAGUUCUCCAAAGUUCAGCUGUGUGCAGGAAUCCUGAUCUGACUGUUCAUGAUCAAGGGCUCAAACAGCGAAGCUGGAAUCAGGAACAGGUUGCUCUGGAUAAUUCGAUGCUGAAUCCUGUCUCGCAGCUUUCCAUGGCUAUCCGAGUAAACACUGAGCAACUGACUGAGAAGAUCAAACUUCUGUUCUAUAAUAAGACAGAGGUGUGGGAGGAAAUAGAGACCAUGCUCGAUGCUGCUGAUGAUUCUCCACCAUUGGAAAGUCCAAACAAGGAGAUCAUGUCUAUUAUCCGAGAUCUUAGAGGAAUUCAGAAGCGGUUAGAAGUCAUCAACACUGUCAUUGAACCGAGUGGAAAUGUAAAUCUGAUCAAGUCUUCACCUGUAUUAAGCCACUCUACAGCAGGUCUAAGCGGCUUCAGAGCUUCUCCCCGAGACUCAAGAGCCACUGCUUCUCAGCGGGCUGCAGGCCCCUCAGCUUCUGCUCGUCAUUAUGGUCGGGGGAAUGAUGGUAGGGUUCUGUAGUAUGGGAGAAAGGAAGUCCUUCGUCUUCUACUUUUCUCUACACCAUGUGUAUAAAAGCUGCUCACUUGUACACUAGUGACCAAUGAUCUGUUAUUGACAGCCUUAAAACUGGGGUUUGGUAUUAAUGUGUCCCUUUGCACGCGUGUUAGUGUAUGUGCUCACGUGUGUGUAUAUGUGCGUGAAUGUGCAUCUCUAGCACAGCAAUACAAGACUGAAUAUUUUAAGCUGGGUAUUGGGAGUAUUAGGUACUGGCACUUCUGUGGGUGUUAAACUUGUACUGUAUAAUAUUUAUAAUGACACUGUCUGACUUCACUCAUUUUGUUAUUUCCCCCAAUGAUUGUUAUUAGGUGGUAUAAUAAUUAAAUAAAGUAUUCAACAUUA
This is a messenger RNA of Silurus meridionalis, 5402 nucleotides long. RefSeq names its product centrosomal protein 170Ba (gene cep170ba). Gene Ontology annotation, molecular function: protein binding. The transcript has 19 exons. The record is from RefSeq and is a predicted model, not a curated record. NCBI's taxonomy places the organism in Eukaryota, Metazoa, Chordata, Actinopteri, Siluriformes, Siluridae. The coding region runs from base 327 to 5021 and encodes 1564 amino acids.